Messenger RNA from Gaeumannomyces tritici R3-111a-1, 1317 nucleotides. RefSeq lists its product as hypothetical. Bases 1 to 1317 code for a protein of 438 amino acids. Lineage: Eukaryota; Fungi; Ascomycota; Sordariomycetes; Magnaporthales; Magnaporthaceae. The transcript has 2 exons. The record is from RefSeq and is a predicted model, not a curated record.
AUGGCCAGCACUGUCCCUCGCCAGCCCUUCGCCCCUCUCGAUGGGUCUCGGCUGCAGAACCUCACGAGCUUGAAGAACAGACAGAAUGCUUUCUCGUCGGGACCUUCCAAGAGAAAGGCGGAAUCAAUUGACAACGAUGAUUCGGAGAAUGUCGACCCCGUGAUCUUCUCCAAGAGGACAAAGGGCUCCGAUAGCUUCUUCUCCAACGACUACUUCAAACCAUCGUCGUUUGUCCUGACCAAGGCGCCGGCACCAUCGCUCCCCAAGCCCUCGCCAGUCCCAAGUUACCCCACCCUCAACAGGACAAAGCAUGCGGGUAUCUCCAAGCCACGCUCCAUCAUCAAGCCUCGGUCGCCUGUCUCCAAGAUCAACUCGGCGCACCCAGCUGCGGCUCCCCUAUCGGCUCCUGCCGGUCGCUCUCCGACCCGUAGCAGCAAGCGCGUCGGAAUUCUCUCCAAGAACCGACGCAAGACCGCCAGCCCUUUCACUCGGGUAGACCCUCCCACUUUCGGCCUGGGCGCCGGUGCUCCAUUUUCGCUCGAUGCCGCCCUCAAGGGCACCGUCUCCAGCUACGCUUCUCGGUCGGCAGCCGCAGCCGCCCCAUCUUCCUCCCUGCUCGGCGACCUGUAUGGGGCCGAGCUGGAUGGCUCAUGGAACUUUGAGAUCCACGAGGAUACUCCCGAGCAGGAGAUGACGAACCUGCUGCAGCACAGCACCUGCGUCCUGGACAUCAGCAGCGACGAGGAGAGCGAGCAGAAGCGUCGGCGUGAGACGGCCGAGGGCCGCGACAAGGAGAACAUCCCUCCCGUCGAUGAUAUCAGCCAAACCACCUCAUCUUCAGCCCGUAGGCGAGAUCUGGAUGGCGACGACAUGAUCUAUGAGAAGACUCGUGGCCCUCUGUCGGAGAUGAACGUAGCCGACUACUACGCCGCAGGAUGCCACAGUGGAUCCGUCAUCAUAGUCCCUGGAGAUUACGACGACGCCGAGACGGUGCAUGGCGGUGACGAGUACCAGGAGCCUGAAUCCAACGUCGCUGGCGAUGUUGCGCCCAAGGUCGCGCCCAAAAACAAGGGUCCAGAGACUGAGGCCUCAAUAGACGAGCUUAUGGGAAAGCGCAACGCCCCCGCCCCACAAGCUGCUCUGCUGCAGCCCAUUGAGGGCACCGGUGAGAGCUUUGAGCUGUGGGAGAGCAACAGCGCCAAGGAUGAGGCGGAACCCAUCGCACCGUCCACCCCAUCUGCACCAACGGAGGAGGCUGUGGCCCAGGCUGAAGCCUCGACCGAGGCCGAAGUCGCAGACCCUGUCCCUGCUUGCUGA